GUGGGCCACACACAACGAAGUUGGCUAUUAGAUCAGAUGCACAUGUAAUUUAAGCAUAGUCCCGGAGAUUUUGGCAAAUUUUGAAAUUCCGGCUGAACAGUUUUUACGUUUUGGUAAAAACUUUAAUUCCAAUUAAGAGAAAGUACUGUACCUUUUAUUCUCCUUCUAGUUGUUGAGCGUGUGGGUCAUUGGUGAUGGCCUAUUGCGUAACGGAGACCACGUGAGUUUCAGAACUUUUGGACCUCGCUUCAAACAACCGCGCCUCUGUGGUGGCUGGACGUGAUGGACAUGGCUGACUCGCCAGCUGUCAUAAAGCAGGAUGAGGUGGAGAGCCUGUUGCUUUACAAAGACCUUAUUCCCCGUCUGGAAGUGGCGAUGGGGAAGUUCUCUAAACGGAACAGCGAUGAGUUAAUUCAGCCCGUACGCACCGUGAUCCCGCUACAUAAAUACAAUGGAUUCUUGGGUCUAAUGCCAGCAUACAUGGUACAUGAAGACGUCUUAUGCACUAAAAUGGUGUGUUUCUACAAAAGAGAAAGCGGUUCAACUUUGCCCUCUACCCAAGCAACUGUACUGGUGUUUGAUCCCGAGUAUGGUAAUUUGAAAGCUGUGAGUGUUAUAAAUGGAGAUGUGAUUACUGCCAAAAGGACAGCAGCAGUAUCUGCUAUAUCUGCCAAGCUGCUGAUGCCAGGGCAGUCUGAGGUGCUGGCCAUUCUGGGAGCAGGUCACCAGGCUGCCAGCCACUACCAGGUCUUCACUGAAACCUUCUCCUUCAGGGAGGUGCGUGUGUGGAGCCCGAGGAGAGAGACGGCAGCAAAGUUUGCCAGCUCCGUGGAUGGUGCUGUUUCAGUGUGUGACUCUGUGGAGGAGGCUGUGACAGGGGCAGACGUCAUAGUCACUGUGACCCGUGCCACUGAACCGGUCCUCCUCGGGAAGUGGGUCAAACCAGGGGCACACGUGGCAGCGGUGGGAGCCUGCAGACCAGACUGGCGAGAGCUGGACGAUGAUUUGAUGAGGGCAGCAGUGGUUUAUGUGGACAGCAGAGAGGGAGCGAUGGCAGAGUCAGGGGACGUCAUCCUGUCAGGGGCUGAAGUGUUUGCAGAGCUGGGAGAAGUUCUUAAUGGAAACAAACCUGCCCACAGAAAGAAGACCACCGUGUUUAAAUCCCUAGGGAUGGGGGUACAGGAUGCUGUGUCUGCCAAGCUUGUGUUUGACCAAUGGGAACAGCAGAGGAAGCUGUAGCAUAGCCAGGCAGGUAGAGGUGGAUGCCCCAAUACGGAAUUUGAAAUGGGAAUGGCCACAACACGGUGCUGUGAUAAAUGUAAUUUUAUAUUCAAGUAGGGUGGGGAAAACAAACCACCAAUGCAUUUCUGUGAAUUUAUUUGCUUAAAAAAACAAACAAAUAACACAACAGAUUAUAAUAUACUAUUGAAAUAAAAUGAAAAAUGUUGUUUUCUUUAUGCCUCUACAACAUUGCUAAAUGCUGCAGUUUCUCAAGGGUGAAAAUUAAAAGUCCUGCACAUUUUGAUUACACUUCAUGACAGCUGGUGUGCUUGGAAGAAUAAUCACCGGUACAGUAGCAAGUCACCGAUCUAAUGAUUAAGGUUCCUACAGCACUUAAGACGCUACAGUAUAACAAGACAUUGUGGCCAUAUACAGGUUCUGAGAGUCCAAACAUUGUUCUUAGAUCUAGUUAAUCAGUGAUGACAAGACAGGACAACAUUGACAUAACAUUGUGAUACUCGCGUCACACUGUAAUCCCAUCGCCUAACUAUUCAGAGGAAAAAGAAGCCAA
Molecule: messenger RNA, 1792 nt
Organism: Hypomesus transpacificus
Lineage: Eukaryota; Metazoa; Chordata; Actinopteri; Osmeriformes; Osmeridae
Gene: crym
Product: crystallin, mu
Exons: 8
Coding region: 283-1239 (318 amino acids)
Biological process (GO): thyroid hormone metabolic process
Cellular component (GO): cytoplasm
Molecular function (GO): thyroid hormone binding
Source: RefSeq, a predicted model, not a curated record